AUGUCGCCCAACAACAAAGCUCAAACUGUUAUAAAUUCUCACACUAUUAUGCUUAUAAAUGUGGAGUCCGGUGGAGGGUGUGGAGUGAGUGGGGAGGACACAACAGAUAAGAAAGAGGAUCCAACAGAGGAGGAAGGCCCAACCAAAGUAACGCACUAUUCCUACACCUACUCUUUAGCCAUUAUUACUACCAUGGAGAAAAUACCAGAGAGAGUAGUGUGUCCGGAUAACCAGGUCACGUGUAAAGACGGUCUCCAGUGUGUUGAUAACAUUAAGUUAUGCGAUGGUAAUAGUGACUGCAAUGAUGCUUCAGAUGAAUCAGCUGAGUUCUGUUUAGCGUACACGUGCCCGGAUGAUAAAUCUAAGUGCGCAGACCAACAACAAUGUGUAGACACGUGGAGAUUAUGUGACGGGUAUGAAAACUGUAAUGAUGGAUCUGACGAAGAAUACGACUUCUGUCAAGCGUUUGUCUGUCCUCUUAACAAGUUUAAGUGUGGUGAUGGUACGAAGUGUAUCAGUAAGUGGUGGCUGUGUGACGGUCAUGGCUACUGCGCUGAUAGAUCAGAUGAAACACCCGAACUCUGCUUAGCGCACACUUGUCCGUACCACAAAAUCAAGUGUAAUGAUGGUCUGAAGUGUAUCAUGAAGCGAACCAUGUGCGAUGGGAGGGAGGACUGUUUUGAUGGUUCAGAUGAAUUAAAGGAGUUCUGUUAUACCCAUGGAGUGAACGGGGGCUGGACGAGUUUCGGGGAAUGGUCGGAAUGCUCGGCUGAAUGUGGGGAGGGGACACAGAUAAGGACCAGAACCUGUACUAACCCCACACCUGCUUACGGGGGUAGAGAGUGCAGUGGGGACCCGAAGGAAGCUAAAGUGUGCACACUUGAUCCGUGUACAAAGGCCCAAAAACGUAAACAGAGAAGAAAGGAUAGGGGUAUCAAAUGGGGAAAGAAAUUUGCAAACAGAGAAGAUAUAGGAGAGGGAGCAACAGAAUGGGCAACAGAGGAAGCAGAGGCUGGUGGACAAGGAAAAUGGAGAAAACGAAGAAGAGGAAGGGGACGAGGCAGAGGGAGGAGGAGGAAGAAGAAGGGGAAAAAAGGACCAAAAGAGGGAGAAGGACCUGAUGAUGGCACCGAGGAAGGAACUGAGGAUGGAACAGAGGAUGGAACAGAGGAUGGAACAGAUUCCAACGACAGUACAUCAGCCGCCUUCAGCAAGGCAUCUGCCAUCAAAACAGAAAAGUUUGAUACAACAAGUUACGCUACGACAAGUUUUAUGACGAGUGCACUAUAUACUGCGCAAUACCCGACCUGUGACUGCUGGACUCCCGAGUGUGGCUACUGCUCUAACAUGGACUGUACAGUAAAGCAGGAUCUAAUCAACUCCCACAAAGGCAUCCAAGUACACUCUCACAUCAAACGGAAGACGUUCAGUACCAUUGUACUGUAUGAAGAGGACGGAAAAGUUGUCGGCAGACUCCAGUGGAGUCUCUCCGGAAUCUACCUCACCGGGUGUAUCGCCUGCCAAACACCUCCUGCUUUAAAGAAAGCUACAGCCAAAGACGGACAUACUGUAUGGUCAUUGUCCCUGAAGAACGGAUCUCUACGAAUCAAGAUCAAAGGAGAUGUCUUGUACGAACAGAAACUGAGAGGAGAAUGCGUGGACAUAUACAGUAAAGUAAAAAGAUUCGCCUUCUCGGGAAUGGGCUGUGAGAGCGCUUUCUCCUUUGAUCACGAGGAAAUGGAACUUGGGGCGAGGAUUACGUCUGACUGCAGUGGGAAAUGCUCUCACUCCGUGACGAAACGUCAGCUUCAAUGAUUGGAUCCUCGUCUAUAAUAGGCAAUACAAAAACUCACAUAGAUUAUUUGUUUUUAUAACCGCUAUACUCUCACGUUUAUUUUCUUCGCAGCGGUUAAAUUAUUAAAUAGCUGGAACUCUUCAACUUAAAUGGACAAUAUGGGAUUUUUGUUAACUAUCAGUAAUCAGUAUUUUGAUCCGUUAAAAUCUUGAACUGUGUGAAUCUAGCCAGCCAGAUAAUAUACAUGUUAAAUUUGUAUGCAAAAUGUAAAUAUUUUCUUGAUGGAAGAUUAUGAUUAAUAAUAAUGAUUCUAGGUUAAAGUUAAGCAAAAGCUAUUUGCUAUUCAUAAAAGAAUAAUUUGUAUUCAUCAAUACCUAAAUAUUUCAACCUCUUUAUGAAUACGACUUAUUGACACCACUCAAUCAUUUUUAUAAUCACCUUUUCACGCCUACCCAUCAUAGCUGAACUUGAAGACGAUUAACACAUGUUUUUU
This is a messenger RNA of Bolinopsis microptera, 2288 nucleotides long. RefSeq lists its product as uncharacterized. The transcript has 12 exons. Gene Ontology annotation, cellular component: plasma membrane. Gene Ontology annotation, molecular function: protein binding. Lineage: Eukaryota; Metazoa; Ctenophora; Tentaculata; Lobata; Bolinopsidae. The record is from RefSeq and is a predicted model, not a curated record. Bases 1 to 1815 code for a protein of 604 amino acids.